Xiphophorus couchianus (Monterrey platyfish) is the source of this 2782-nucleotide messenger RNA. It is a transcript of the gene slc18a2, whose product is annotated as solute carrier family 18 member 2. Gene Ontology annotation, cellular component: synaptic vesicle membrane; terminal bouton. The transcript has 16 exons. The coding region runs from base 118 to 1671 and encodes 517 amino acids. NCBI's taxonomy places the organism in Eukaryota, Metazoa, Chordata, Actinopteri, Cyprinodontiformes, Poeciliidae. Gene Ontology annotation, molecular function: serotonin:sodium:chloride symporter activity; xenobiotic transmembrane transporter activity. Gene Ontology annotation, biological process: aminergic neurotransmitter loading into synaptic vesicle; xenobiotic transport; transmembrane transport. The record is from RefSeq and is a predicted model, not a curated record.
GUCAGCAGCAGCAGCAGCUCCAGUCAGUAAAAAGACUUCAUCCUCCUCCUCCUCCUCCAUCUGCGCUGCUGCCUGCUCCCCUGAGGCAGAGUUAAAGUCCUGCCGGACUGAAACACCAUGGGGGGACUAGAUGCGCUCCGUCAGUUCACGUUGAUCAAAUGGCUGAGAGAGGAGCGACAGUCCAGGAAACUGAUUCUCUUCAUUGUUUUCGUCGCUUUGCUCCUGGACAACAUGUUGCUGACGGUGGUCGUUCCCAUCAUUCCCAGCUACCUGUACAACCUGGAUGAGUCUGCGGAUGUGGAGAUAAGGAACAGCAGCCUGUCGCCGCAGGCCCCCUCCGGCUCUUUCCACACCGUCGUGUCUUUGUACGACAACAGCGUCAGGUUAUCGGGCUCCAACUCCACCGUCAGCGCGGCUGACCCGGCCCGCCCCACCCCGGCCCACGCACCGCUUCCACGCAACUCCUCCGACUGCCCUCGGUCCACCAGCAGGCUGCUCAAUGAAAACGUCAAAGUUGGGAUGUUGUUUGCUUCCAAGGCCACUGUGCAGCUGCUCACCAACCCCUUCAUAGGGCCGCUGACCAACAGGAUUGGAUACCAACUUCCUAUAUUUGCUGGCUUCUGUAUUAUGUUUCUGUCUACCAUCAUGUUCGCCUUUUCAUCCAGUUACACUUUGCUGUUUCUGGCCAGAUCGCUUCAAGGUGUUGGCUCCUCCUGUUCAUCAGUGGCUGGUAUGGGGAUGCUGGCCAGUGUGUACACAGACGAUGAGGAGCGAGGUCACGCCAUCGGGAUCGCCUUGGGAGGUCUCGCUCUGGGAGUGUUAGUUGGGCCCCCGUUCGGCAGUGUGAUGUAUGACUUUGUUGGGAAAACAGCUCCAUUCCUAGUUCUAGCAUUCCUGGCACUCUUUGAUGGGGCUCUGCAGCUCUUUGUUCUUCAGCCUACCAAGGUGGAACCUGAGAGUCAGAAGGGAACGCCACUGUUCACGCUGAUGAAGGAUCCGUACAUUCUGAUCGCUGCUGGUGCCAUUUGUUUUGGAAACAUGGCAAUUGCCAUGAUGGAACCAACCCUGCCAAUCUGGAUGAUGGAGACCAUGUGUACCAGGAGGUGGCAACUAGGCAUCGCUUUCUUACCAGCCUCCAUCUCCUACCUUAUUGGAACCAACAUCUUUGGCUCGUUGGCUCACAAGAUGGGAAGAUGGCUUUGCGCUCUCAUUGGAAUGGUGGUGGUUGGCUUCAGUGUUAUUUGCGUUCCUUUUGCCAGAGACAUCUAUGGUCUUAUUCUUCCAAACUUUGGUGUUGGUUUUGCUAUUGGCAUGGUGGAUUCCUCCAUGAUGCCCAUAAUGGGUUACUUGGUGGACCUGAGACAUGUGUCCGUGUAUGGAAGUGUGUAUGCCAUUGCUGAUGUAGCUUUCUGCAUGGGAUUUGCUUUGGGUCCGUCCAUUGGAGGAUCCAUAGCUGAGAGCAUUGGCUUUCCUUGGCUGAUGACCAUCAUCGGAGUAGUGGACAUUUUCUUCGCUCCUCUCUGUCUCUUCCUUAAGAAUCCGCCUGGGCAAGAAGAGAAAAUUGCGAUCUUGAUGGACACAAAUUGUUCAAUGAAGACAAGGUCCUACACCACACAGGGGACGUACUACCAGGGCGACGACAUGGACCCAGAAUACGACGAUUAUGAUUAACAAGACGAAAGGCGGACAGCUGGACCCCCCUCAGAUUCUAUAUUUUGUUGUACAAAAAAAAUAAGAAAAUAGAAAAGAAACCCGGGGAAUGAAAUGAAGCAACACAGCCAAGAUAAUUCCAUGUCAAUGUUCCCGCAUUUGGUCGUCACUGUUCAGUGUUCUCUUCACAGUCGUUAUUGGAGGAAGCCAAAGUUGUUCUUAAUAUGUGCAUUUUGUGACAAGUGGUUUUAGCCAGCAGCCUUAUUCAGCGAGAUGUGUCAAAAAGCACUUUGCAGACAGGAAGGGCAGCGAGGACAGUCUCUCUGAAUCCAGAGCAUGUUCAUAUUUAAUGUUUUUUGCCCUUUGAGUUUAUGCGUGUCAACAUUACUGUCUAGAAAAUAUUAGCGGAACUUGAUGUCCGGGUUGUUAUAACUGCUAAGUGUGUGAUAUGUCAACAAGGGUAAGAAAAAUUUGUUACAUUUAUUUCAAAUCGAUGCAAAUAACUGUUUUUGGUGAAGUGCAAGGGGACAACAGUAGUGCUAAAAGUAAUUCAUUAUUUAAACCACGAAUGUUGGUUUUCAUUUGGCCACAUGUGUUCAGCUUUGAUUCCACAGAAUAUGACCAAAAGAAAGAUACAAAAUUCAUUUGAAAAAAAAAAAAAAAAACCCCAGCAAGUGCAAACAUCAAAACAUAAUGAAAAUCUGUAACAUUUUCAGUCCAGGACCUGUAUGGUUCUAAUGUAGGGUUAUUUGUUUUUUUCCUGCUUUUGUAUGUUGAAUUUUGGCAACACACAUUAAUGGUUAACAAAAGUAGCUGCUGUCCUGUUCUUUUUUUUUUUCUUUUUUUUUAAAGAAACAUAUCAAAUAGGAGUGUAAAAAUAUAUCCAGCUUGUGAGACUGUACACUGUACUGGGUUAGGACAAGGAGAAAAGAUUUUAACGAUAUUUUUGGGGAGACUAUUAAGCCCAAGUUUUUUUCCCGUUUGUUUUCACAAAUAAAGGUUUUACAAAUUCAUCUCUUUGAAAGAAUUCACAAUUAUUGUAGAGUAAUGCAAUACAAUCUUGACCAGCCCUCUGUUAACGAAUGCAAAAGUCCACAAAAGUGUGAAAUAACUUCAGUGAUAAUUACUGAAA